AUGGUGUUCAACGACUUGAUCCAGAAGGUCAAAUCAAAGAUUACCAAAACCACCAACACUAGCACCACUCCCACCACCACUCCCAUUGCCCCAAAAUUUAAUUUAGUUGUUACCCCUCCUAUUGAAACUCAAAAAGCUCUCCCAGCCCUACCUAGAAGAUCAUCCACCUUCUCUUUAAGCUCGAAAGGUCUAACUGAAGAGCAACGAUUCGCCCGGCAUUGCGCAGGCUUUGAUCGAUUUGAAGAUAAGCCCAACGAGAUCGACAAUCCCUUCUCCGACGCCGCGAGGAUUCCCGACAAAGACAACGCGCAAAAAAAAGUUCGAACUUUAACUGGCAAGGAGAUCGAAUUGGAUGUUGAGGCCGACAACAAGAUUGAGCGUGUGAAGGAAAAGGUCGAGGAGAAAGAGGGCAUUCCACCCGUUCAACAACGCCUGAUCUACGGUGGCAAGCAGAUGGCCGACGACAAGCUAGUCAAAGAUUACGAGCUCGAACCCGGAGCCACCCUCCAUCUCGUCCUUGCUCUCCGCGGAGGCUCUUUCUAA
This is a messenger RNA of Sclerotinia borealis F-4128, 543 nucleotides long. The record is from the annotation of a GenBank genome assembly. NCBI's taxonomy places the organism in Eukaryota, Fungi, Ascomycota, Leotiomycetes, Helotiales, Sclerotiniaceae.